AUGUCCACUGGUAUUACUUAUGAUGAAGAUAGAAAGACACAAUUAAUUGCCCAAUACGAAUCUGUAAGGGAAGUUGUGAAUGCAGAGGCAAAAAAUGUUCAUGUUAAUGAAAAUGCCUCCAAAAUUUUAUUAUUGGUUGUUUCGAAAUUGAAACCAGCUAGCGAUAUACAAAUUCUUUACGACCAUGGUGUGAGGGAGUUCGGGGAAAACUAUGUUCAAGAGUUGAUCGAAAAGGCAAAAUUACUACCAGACGAUAUCAAGUGGCACUUUAUUGGCGGUUUGCAAACGAAUAAAUGUAAAGAUUUGGCUAAAGUGCCAAAUUUAUACUCUGUUGAAACAAUCGACUCCUUGAAGAAAGCCAAAAAAUUAAACGAAUCGAGGGCUAAAUUUCAACCAGAUUGCAACCCAAUAUUGUGUAAUGUUCAAAUUAAUACCUCCCAUGAGGAUCAAAAAUCGGGCUUGAAUAAUGAAGCAGAAAUAUUUGAAGUCAUCGACUUCUUCUUAUCCGAAGAAUGCAAGUAUAUUAAGUUGAAUGGGUUAAUGACUAUUGGUUCAUGGAACGUCUCUCAUGAAGAUAGCAAAGAAAACAGAGACUUUGCUACGCUGGUUGAGUGGAAGAAGAAGAUUGAUGCUAAAUUUGGUACAUCAUUGAAAUUGUCUAUGGGGAUGAGUGCUGAUUUCAGGGAGGCUAUAAGGCAAGGAACAGCGGAAGUCAGAAUUGGUACCGACAUUUUUGGUGCUAGACCUCCAAAAAAUGAAGCUAGAAUCAUUUAG
Molecule: messenger RNA, 774 nt
Organism: Saccharomyces cerevisiae S288C
Lineage: Eukaryota; Fungi; Ascomycota; Saccharomycetes; Saccharomycetales; Saccharomycetaceae
Gene: YBL036C
Product: pyridoxal phosphate homeostasis protein
Exons: 1
Coding region: 1-774 (257 amino acids)
Cellular component (GO): nucleus; cytoplasm
Molecular function (GO): pyridoxal phosphate binding
Source: RefSeq, marked reviewed